AUGAGCCAUCUGCACAACUUACUGUUAGAUACCCUCCUGGGAACGAAGCACGUGGACGGCGCAGCGCUGAUCAAACUUCAGGAGCGGAGCCUGUGUGUAACAUCACCAGGAUUCAGUGUAAUGCCCAGUGAUGUCCGAACACUUGUGAAUGGAUUUGCCAAGAACCCUUUGCAAGCCCGAAGAGAAGGAUUGUAUUUCAAGGAAAAGGUUUAUAAAUGUGUCCGGGCAGAUGAACAUUCUCUUUAUGCUAAGAAUGAAAACACUGGUGUGGUUGUUGUGAAGACCCGUCUGUAUCUUCUGGUGGCAACUUACACUGAGGGCAUGUAUCCUAGUAUCUGUGUGGAAGCCACAGAGAAGCUGGGAGAAUAUCUAAGAAAAAAAGGAAGUUAA
Cynocephalus volans (Philippine flying lemur) is the source of this 390-nucleotide messenger RNA. It is a transcript of the gene PFN4, whose product is annotated as profilin family member 4. NCBI's taxonomy places the organism in Eukaryota, Metazoa, Chordata, Mammalia, Dermoptera, Cynocephalidae. Gene Ontology annotation, cellular component: cell cortex. The transcript has 4 exons. Gene Ontology annotation, molecular function: actin monomer binding. The record is from RefSeq and is a predicted model, not a curated record. The coding region runs from base 1 to 390 and encodes 129 amino acids.